AUGUCAUGUGUUAAUAUUGGUCAAUUACUUACUGGUUGCUUUUCACGUAUUAUGAUUACUGGAUAUAAUAUUGAUUGGACUGAAACUUCAUUAUUUUAUUGUAAAUCAAGAUGGUUUUUUUUUCAAACAUUCACAUUAACAUCGUAUGCAUGUAUGUGUUUUGCAAUCAUUGAUCAAUAUCUAGCAACAUCAACGUAUCGUCGAUGGCAACAAUGGAAUAAUAUUAGACUAGCUUAUUUUCUUUGUACAGUGUCAUUUACCUUUGCAGUUCUUCAUGGAUUUCCAUCAAUUAUGUAUUUUAAUCUUACUGAUUCACGUACUACAAACAAACUUAUUUGUACUAUUACCAAUAGUGUUUACCAAAGAUAUCGAACUCUUGGUUUUAAUGUUUUUCUAGCAGGUGUAUUACCGGUUUUUACUACUAUCUUAUUUGGAUCAUUAGCAUACAGAAACGUUCAACAAUUAGCUUAUCGAACAGUUCCACUUGUUCGACGUGAAUUAGACAAACAAUUAACAAGUAUGGUUCUUGUACAAGUUGUUUACAUUUUCAUUGCUAUUGUGCCAUAUACUACUGUAAUAAUAAUCAUAACUAACCUAGAUUUACAAAACAAACCAAUACUUGCUGCCGAGUUACAGCUCGUAGAGUGUUUGAGCGCAAUUAUUUAUUAUUCAUAUUUUGCAGCUCCAUUUUAUAUAUAUAUUUGUGUAUCGAAACGAUUUCGUCAACAAUUUAUUUAUGUCCUCUGUCGUAUUUAUACUAAUUGUUGUCGAAAGCCAACAAUGAUUAAUAAUCAAAUAUUACCAGAGUCUCACAUGAAUUGA
This is a messenger RNA of Rotaria sp. Silwood1, 822 nucleotides long. Lineage: Eukaryota; Metazoa; Rotifera; Eurotatoria; Philodinida; Philodinidae. The record is from the annotation of a GenBank genome assembly.